Molecule: messenger RNA, 1289 nt
Organism: Photinus pyralis (common eastern firefly)
Lineage: Eukaryota; Metazoa; Arthropoda; Insecta; Coleoptera; Lampyridae
Product: GTP-binding protein 128up
Exons: 6
Coding region: 110-1213 (367 amino acids)
Biological process (GO): cytoplasmic translation
Cellular component (GO): cytoplasm
Molecular function (GO): GTP binding; GTPase activity
Source: RefSeq, a predicted model, not a curated record
UGUGGUUGGCAUCACUGCUUUCCAAUGGAAACUUCUGAUCCAUGUGUUUUGCAUAAAACACCAUAAUUUUACUCAUUUAAGUACCGUAAGCCAUAAAAAUCAGUGAAAAAUGGGCACAAUUGUAGAGAAAAUUUCUGCCAUUGAAGCAGAGAUGGCAAGAACUCAAAAAAACAAAGCAACCGCAGGACAUUUGGGCUUACUCAAGGCGCGAUUGGCGAAAUUGCGACGAGAGUUGAUCACACCGAAGGGUGGUGGGGGCGGUACCGGUGAAGGUUUCGAUGUAGCCAAAACCGGCGAUGCGAGAAUAGGAUUCGUUGGGUUUCCUUCUGUCGGGAAGUCGACCUUGUUAAGUAAUCUGGCCGGUGUGUAUUCUGAGGUUGCUGCUUAUGAGUUUACAACUCUUACGACCGUUCCGGGUUGUAUCAAGUACAAGGGUGCCAAAAUACAGUUACUGGAUCUACCCGGAAUCAUCGAGGGGGCGAAGGACGGUAAGGGUAGAGGUCGACAAGUAAUUGCGGUUGCCCGUACUUGUGGACUAAUUUUUAUUGUUCUUGACGUUUUGAAACCCCUACAGCAUAAGCAAUUAAUCGAGCACGAAUUGGAAGGGUUUGGUUUACGGCUGAACAAACAGCCACCUAAUAUUACCUUUAGAAAGAAAGAGAAAGGUGGAAUUAACUUGAACAUUAUGGUACCCCAGUCUGAACUUGAUUUAGAUACCGUAAAAACGAUUUUGUCAGAGUACAAGAUUCAUAAUGCGGAUAUUACAUUGAAAUAUGAUGCCACCAGUGAUGACCUUAUCGAUAUUGUGGAGGGAAACCGAGUGUACAUGCCCUGCAUUUAUUUAUUAAACAAAAUUGAUCAAAUUAGUAUAGAAGAAUUAGAUGUUAUUUACAAAAUUCCACAUUGCGUUCCCAUUUCUGCACACCACAAGUGGAACUUCGAUGACCUUCUGGAAAAGAUGUGGACCUACCUAAAACUCGUGAGGAUCUACACGAAACCAAAAGGACAACUGCCCGAUUACAAUUCCCCAAUAGUCCUGCACUCUGACCAUACGUCCGUAGAAGACUUCUGUAAUAAGCUCCAUAAAAGCAUCGCCAAGGAAUUUAAAUAUGCGCUCAUUUGGGGUUCGUCCGUUAAACAUCAGCCUCAGAAAGUUGGCAAAGACCAUUUAUUGGCAGAUGAGGAUGUCGUGCAAAUUGUUAAGAAAGUUUGAACAUUUUUUAUCUUGUGACAGCAGGUGUACAAUAUGGUGCAAGUGUGAUUUUUAUGAAAUAAAUGAUUCUUUGCAA